Molecule: messenger RNA, 1721 nt
Organism: Morone saxatilis (striped sea-bass)
Lineage: Eukaryota; Metazoa; Chordata; Actinopteri; Moronidae
Biological process (GO): bile acid and bile salt transport
Cellular component (GO): plasma membrane
Molecular function (GO): transmembrane transporter activity; protein heterodimerization activity
Source: RefSeq, a predicted model, not a curated record
CGACCACAUGGAAGUUCGUGCUGCUCGGACUGGCCUUUGUCUGCCUUCUUGUUGGUUUUCUGCUAUUGGGAAUGGGAGCCAUGGCCAACAAGAGCAGAAAGAAGAUUGCAAAGUACAAGGCAGCAGCUGCCAUGGCUCAGAAGAGUGAAGGUGAGGAACUGCUGAUCAUUUCACUCAGAGAUGACAGUAGCAGCAAACCAUCCCUUGACAGCCUGCAGCAGGGAAACAAACCUUCCAAUGGGGAGGUGAGUGAGCUCAAAGCAGGAAACAUAGUAGUCACAUGGAAAGAUGGCAAUACUUCCUGCCUAUACUCAGAUACUGCAGCAGUGGAGGAGAAACAGGAGGAGGCAGCUGCUGAGCCUGAGGCUGAUGAAGCAGUGAAGACGAUGGAGUGAAGAGUUCCGAUAACACAUUACAACAAGUGUGAAUAAUCUCAGCCUGUGACACAGUGUUACCAUGGUCCUCUACACCUCUCUCACAUACAGUUAAACUUUCACCACUUCUUGCUAGAAGCAUGUACAACUUGCAAUACAUGCAGCCUGGUAGUUCAACAGACUAAUCAGUCCUUGACAUUGUUUGAAUGUUAAAUGUAGGGGUUAUACCAUAUAUAUAUAUUGCCAACAGUGCAAGACCAAAGUUUAUGUUACUCAAUAGGCUAGUUCAACAUUUUGGGAAAUAUACUUAUUUGCUUUUCUUUCUAAGAGUGAACGUUUCUCUUUUGUCUGUAUGCUAAGUAGGCUAAAGCCUACAGGGAAGUAGGUUAUCUUAGCAUAAAGACUGGAAACCACUAAUCUGGCUCUGUCCAGGUCCAACACAAUUUUAAUUCUGAAAUAUAUUUUUUUAAAUAAAAAAUCGUUUUUGUUAUUGUUCUCGCUCAACUAAGCCCAACAUGCAUCUCUGCACCUUUUCACAGCCGGUAUACAUAAAUAAAAAUAAAAUUACUUUCACUUAAGUGUGACAGUUAAAUUGCACCGUACAUUUGGAGAUUAAUUUUAUCCAAAGCCUAAGUAUAUAUAUAUAAUGCACUGGUUGAACUUAGUUUUAGCUCGUAGCCCCACCUGGCGGAAUCCACGCUACUGGAUUUCACAUGUUAAUCUGUGACAUUUCAAGACGCUGAUAAGCUAAUUUUUUUCAUUUAACCUUUAUAAAAAGCAAGACUAGCUCUUUUUCCAUUUCCAGUCUUUUUACUAAGUUAGGCUAACUGUCUCAUGGCUGUAGUUUGGUAUUUCACAUAUCUAAGCUGGAAUCGGUGGGAAUUGUUGCAUACUCCUUACAAAUAACUUUAUAAAGAGUAUGGUGUACACCUGCUCUAUUUGAGUGUCCCGAGAUAACUUCUGUUAUGAUUUAGUGCUAAACAAAAAAAAAAGCUCACCAAUGAACACAAUGCAUCUUGUUUGUUUAAUCUGUACACAAAAAUAAACAACACAUUCUCACAGGUUGUCAGAUACCAACGCUCCUUUCUUACACCCCUAAGCGUCUCAUACACACGGUAAAUGGACCAAAGGGUCACGACAAAACUUCUGUAUUUAACCGCCUGCAAAUAAGAACAGGCUAAAAUAAAUGUUAAAUCAACAAGUUGUAGUUUUAGGAAGAGUUCCAUGCUGUAACUGUGUCAGACAGCAGCCAGGUGUAGUGACUGUGUGCAGUUUCUUGGAGUCUUGUUGUCAUGGGGAGGUUGUAGUGUGGUGACCUAAAUUCAAUUUUAUUUUAUAGUAUAUUAG